This is a messenger RNA of Ornithorhynchus anatinus (platypus), 3614 nucleotides long. It is a transcript of the gene UBE2V2, whose product is annotated as ubiquitin conjugating enzyme E2 V2. The transcript is spliced from 4 exons. Bases 16 to 450 code for a protein of 144 amino acids. The record is from RefSeq and is a predicted model, not a curated record. NCBI's taxonomy places the organism in Eukaryota, Metazoa, Chordata, Mammalia, Monotremata, Ornithorhynchidae. Gene Ontology annotation, cellular component: nucleus. Gene Ontology annotation, biological process: DNA damage tolerance; protein K63-linked ubiquitination.
AAAAUACUUAUAAAAAUGAAUGGCUCAGGAGUUAAAGUUCCUCGUAAUUUUCGCUUGUUGGAAGAACUUGAAGAAGGUCAAAAAGGAGUAGGUGAUGGUACUGUUAGCUGGGGCCUUGAAGACGAUGAAGAUAUGACACUUACAAGGUGGACAGGCAUGAUUAUUGGGCCACCAAGGACAAAUUACGAAAACAGAAUAUAUAGCCUGAAAGUAGAGUGCGGACCUAAAUACCCAGAAGCUCCUCCAACAGUUAGAUUUGUAACAAAAAUUAAUAUGAAUGGAAUAAAUAAUUCCAAUGGAAUGAUGGAUGCCAGGAGCAUACCAGUCUUAGCAAAAUGGCAAAAUUCUUAUAGCAUUAAAGUUGUACUUCAAGAGCUAAGGCGUCUAAUGAUGUCCAAAGAAAAUAUGAAGCUUCCACAACCCCCAGAAGGACAAACAUACAGCAAUUAAUUUUAGCUGAUUUCAAACUUGUCUUAAACCAACUCUCUACUCCUGUUAAUGUCUUGAUUAAAUCUCACAAUGCAAACACCCACACAUUAAAUGAAUUUCAGCUGUUAAACAACCAGGACAUUUGUAAGAUUAUAUUUAAUAUAUGUACACCCAUUUUGUUUUCCGGCACAAUGGGAGAGAAAUGCAGCACAAUUUUUUUUUCCCUCUUAUCAAGGCACUAUCAUUUAAGCAUAAACCUGGAGUAGCCUAAAAUUGGGAUUCAGGUUUUACAAGAUGAAAGCAUGACAUGAGGUGUCAGAUUGCUGUGGAGUAAUGUAUGUUUCUGAAAAUUAAUCUCCCAAGAAAGAAAAAUAUAAAUGGCAUGCUUUAUCCAUCUUGCUCAGUGAAAGAGCUGCAGUUUAAAUUGUUUCAAGUAGCAGGUACAGUGAAUACUGUUGCAGAUUUUGUUUAAUUUUUGAAGAGGUGUGGGUGCCGACUACUAGUAGUAUCAAAAAGUAGGUUCAGGAUGGUUUUGAUACCUGUAUUUAUAAAAGGGGGGGAGGGGAAGAUGGAUUUCUGUUAAGCAGCUCCUGUGUGUUACAUGUAACAGACAUGGCAAGUAUUUGUUUACAGUCUUUGUUCUAAUAAACCAUGAAUAUAAGUUUUAAGUGAAAUAAACAAAAAAGGAAAUAGGUGUAUGGAUAUGUGGUUCUGAGAUUAAAGGUAGUCUUAAAAUGUAAAUAAAAUGUGGAACGUGUCCUCAGAGGCUGUGCCAUUUCUAUGAUAUCGAUGUAAUAUAUGUACAUACCUUGCAGAGGUAGCAAAAGUCAGAACUAUUGUAUCUUCUGGUCAACAUACCCCUUUUAUUGUUUAUUCUAUUGUAUAAUACUUGAAACUGGAGUUUUCAGGAUCACUGCAAAGAGGGAUUGACAUAAUCAGUUGCUGCCCCUUUUUAAAAAAAAAAAACACAAAACUGUGUUAAGCGUACAUGAAUUUCAUCGUUCCCAUUAGAAAUAACAGUAUGUAGGCCAGUUUGCCUUCCAGGCCCCUGAGAAAUUUUGAGUAUUUUGCAACACAAUCAUUCCCUCUUUUGGGCCCUUGUCCUUUCUCGCGCCCUCAUCUUUGACCUGGGCUAUGUUGAUGCUUCCUUGUUAUAUUUUUGGGGGAGGAGGAGUUCAUGGCAUUUAUUUUAUUUUUAUUUUUUACCUUUUUCGAUAAAGCUUACUGUCUGGAUUGGUUGGAGUUGUGUCCCAUGCUCCUGUCAGUGGAAGCAUCAAGAAGUAGCCAUCCCUCCCACUUACUAGAAUGCAUUCUUAACCCUCCCCAUCCCCUGCAGUGUUAGUAAAUCUAGUUCCUUCCUAUUUACAUUUUUGCUUAACUAACUCUGGUUUUAGUUCUGCUGUGUUUUUAAUAGCAGCUAGUCAAGCUGGUUGGUUGGAAAUGACACUUCAUCUCUUUCAGUGGAAAGAUGGCAGAGUUGGUCGAAGUCCGGGAACCAUGUUCAGAGUUAAGAAUUUGAUCAAUUCAACUGGAAAAAGAAUAAGAACCUCGGCCUAAAGCCAUGAGCUGUCAAGUAUGCAAGAUUAGGAGUUCUUCUUAGAGUAAUGUGAAAGAAGAGAAGUCGAAUAAACUUUAAUUUUAGAAUAGAAAGCUCUAGAGGGCAUUUUAUUGGCCAGAUAGGGUACGUUAAUUUGCCCUUAAAUACUUGUCCGACACCCCUUUACUGUGAUUACUCUGUAAAGUUAUAAACUGCAAGCUACCUUUUCUUGGUCAAGUUAUAUAGUACAUCUGAGUAAGUGAUAAUCAGACUAAAGCGAUUUAUAGAACGGCUCUCUUUAAUUUUAGAUUGCUAUAUUGCAAAGGAACAUUUCAAAUUAAUGUGUGUAUGCAAAAUGUAGAAACAAUGGAUUUGAACUUGUUUUCUCUACAGUUUUAAAUCAGCUUUGAAGCCUUAACUUUUGUAAUGGCCCAAAGAGGUUGAGGCCUGGAUCACUUUGAGGAACUUCCCUGCUCUGUGGCAAGCAGGUAGCAAAGUGUGGUAAUGAAAAGGAAAAUUAUUUACUCUGCUAACUCUGACAGUAUUACUGUUAGAUCAUUUGCAUUUCUUUUCAUUGAUUUGUAUAUCAGUUAGGCCAGAAAGCCCUGGAACUGCAUUCUGUUUUUUUGGUGGGACUGGGGUGGGGUCAGUGGGGGGAAAAGCAGGGCGAUAUGUGUCUCCCCCGUCCCACCCCAUUUUCCACACGAGCUGUAUGUUGUCUGAGUUAUCCUUGCAAUGACUAGUUCUCCUUGCUGAUUAUUUGAUUAUGGAUCCCUGCAGAAAGCUGCAUGCCAAUUAACCAAUUUUCAGAGCAGGAUCCAUUUUGCAUGUUGCGAUCAAGUUGUACGUGGCAGUCAAAACAGUCCCACUGGUAAUAGAAGGGAGUGGAUAUAGAACCACUCUUAAGUAACAUAUAUCUAAACAGAGCACGGCCAAAAUACUAUCCCAUUUGUCUAUAUUGAAGCGAGACCCUGAUUGUAGGAGUGGAUAGUCUUAUCAAUUAAAGUGAACUGUAAAAUUGCCUUAGAUUGUUUAAAAGAUUAGUAGGUGAGUCCCUUACAGAUGAUCAUUUACCAAUAAAGGAUUGCAAAGUGUGUCUUGUCCUAUUAGGUCAGUGUUAUGUGUUCAUGUUUUUGGUUUUGUUCAUUAACUUUCCUGAAUUACAUGUGUCAGUUGUCUUUAAAACAGUUUGUUUUACCUGGUUUAUGGACAAAUGGAUUUUGCAGUUCUGGACUCAUAGUAAUUUUUCAAUGCCUUGGAGCACAUAUUUGUGUUUUGGUAAUGCUAUAUAAUUGGAUAUUCAGCAAUUUUAAGCAAUCAUUGGGGGAAAGAUUAAAAAAAAGAUUUUUGCUUCUAGUUAAUACCAAGAUUCUAUACCUUUAAAUCUAAUCUGUGCUCCGGGUUGAACUAGCUUAACAAACAUGUCAUAGAUAAUUUAAUAAAUAUAUAGUGUAAUUUAUCAAAGGUACAUAUAUGAUUGAAGUAUUUAAGUGUGGUGUACCAUUUACAUUUUUGACAAAUCAUAGAAUGUUCUUUAUUAUAUAUUAGAAUAUUGGCUUUCUCCUUAUGAAUUUAUUAGAAUGUCAUUCAUAGACAAUGGAAUGUGAAUCACAUGAAAUCAAUAAUAAUAAACUUAGAAUUUGUUAAA